Corythoichthys intestinalis (scribbled pipefish) is the source of this 3799-nucleotide messenger RNA. RefSeq names its product gliomedin (gene gldn). Lineage: Eukaryota; Metazoa; Chordata; Actinopteri; Syngnathiformes; Syngnathidae. The record is from RefSeq and is a predicted model, not a curated record. Gene Ontology annotation, biological process: signal transduction. The coding region runs from base 269 to 2059 and encodes 596 amino acids. Gene Ontology annotation, cellular component: cell surface. The transcript is spliced from 10 exons.
AAAUCAGGUGACUGAACAGGCGGGGGUUUCUUCCCGGACAAGCCCAGAAGAUUGUGUCAUGCCCACUCCUACAUGACUGCUUGGCAUGUACGCACAUCCCCAGCAACAAAACACGGUUUCUACCAGCCAGUCUUCACAUCGUCUCUACUGACUCACUAGCUGGACGCUCUUGAGUGGGCUCAUUUCAUUUCAUUUGUGUAAGGAAGGACUAUUUUCUGGUGGAAUUCACUGCGGUGACCUCAAAUAUUCCUGACCUAGAAUCUGACUGAUGCUGAGGUGUAUGGGUGAGUCCAAGAAAAAAACAAGUGAGGUGGUAACCAUGUGGAUCCCCACCCCGAGCAUGACUCGUCCUCAGCGGCUGCUGCUUUACGGGUCGUGCGUGGUGGCCUUAUUAAACUCUCUGGGUGUCCUGGUGCUUCUGCUUCGGCAGAAUCAACAGCAUGUCCUUCUGGAGCGGACGGAGGCCAGGCUGACCGAAGUGGAGGGGAGCUCGGUGGUGGAGUUCCUCCGUGAGGUGCCCAGGGAACCCAGGAAUGGUGAACCUCAGUAUCAAUACUCCAGAAACAAGAGAAGCGAUGCACUGGAGGAGAGUGCGCCAGUAGUGACGGGGAAGAGGGUGCCAGGGACGGAUGAGGAGCACAAGAUGGAGCAAGUGCUAGAGAAGGAGCUUUACAGUGGGGGAGGUGUGGAGAGCAGUCAGCAGGAGGUCAGCCAAGAAGUCAAUGUUGAGACUGACAUGAAGCCCAAGCUGAAUCGCAAGCACAAGCACCGACAUAACCAGCUUUACCGCAAGGAGUACGUGCACGAUGACAUGAUGAUGAUGCUCACUUACUCCAUGGUGCCGAUAAAAUUGUUGAUCGACAUUUGUAACAGCACCAAAGGAAUCUGCAUAGCAGGCCCCCCAGGACCACCUGGUUUGCCCGGUGUGGAUGGCAUGCCAGGCACAAACGGGACAGACGGCGCUCCUGGACUGAACGGGCUUCCUGGAGCUGACGGCAAACGAGGAAAAAGAGGACCUGCAGGUGAAAAAGGCGAGCCAGGUGAAAGGGGAGAACAAGGAGAACCGGGCCCCCCGGGAGAAGACCCACAAUCAUCCAAUGAUGUUAUCAUCGAGGGUCCUCCUGGUCCCCCUGGACCACCUGGACCUGUGGGACCCCCUGGACCUCCAGGACCUCAAGGGCCCCCAAGGACAAGGCACCACAGAGCUAACCUGCAGGCUGCACAGACCAUGGAGCCACUAUAUUCAAUCCCAAAUGAUGAGACUUCAUUUGUGAGGCCAACCGGGAGGCUACACGAGAAGGGAGCAAAGCAAAACGAAUGCCUGAUAAAAUCUCUGAUCAACCCCAGAAAUGUGACAAAGAUGGAGAGCACAUUUGGCACAUGGAUGAAAGACACGGCUGUGCUUAAUGAGGAGCGUGUAUGGGUUGCUGAACACUUUUCGGGUCGUGUUCUGAGGGAGUAUCAGAGCAUUGCCUCUUUCCAACACAACAGUUGUGACACAGUCAAUGUGAGAAAGUUCUAUCAAGGCUGCGGUCACACAGUGCACAAUGGCUCCUUCUACUAUCAGAUCGCCGGCACGUCCAGCAUUGCAAAAUUUGAUUUGGACACCAAGAAGCUUCACACACUCACUAUCGAUCACGCUCUUUAUCACAACUUGGACUAUCUGCUGCAAAAUUCAAAGACUUACUUCAAGCUGGCGGCGGACGAGAAUGGUCUGUGGCUGAUCUUUGCCUCCAACGUUGACGAGAGCAUUGUGGUUGCCCAACUUGACCAGAAGACAUUUUCCAUCACCUCUCAUAUCAACACGACAUACCCACGAACCAAAGCCGGCAACGCCUUCAUCGCAUGCGGGGUUCUGUACGUCACAGACACUAAGGACGCCAGGGUCACCUUUGCGUUUGACCUGCUAAAGGGCAAACCGGUUAAUGUAACCUUUGACCUCAGGCCUCCAGGUGGGGUGCUGGCUAUGCUCUCCUACAGCCCGAAGGACAGACAUCUGUAUGUGUGGGACAACAACUACGUCAAGCUGUAUGUUGUCCACUUCAUCUCUGAUGAGUGACGACGUCGAGGCCAGAACAGAGCUGAUAAGCAGACUGGAUUUUUAAAAUCCUUUUGAAAGCAAAGAAUCACUGAAGCAAAUAUUCCUGUUCAAUCGGAUGGUGGCUUGAUCUUUUUAAAAUCCUGUAUACGGUGUAUGAAAAGUAGAACUACAGGGAUGCCUUGAGAUACAACUUUUGAAAUACGAGCCAGUUUGGCCAAUUCUUUGACUUGCAAGAUUAAAUGUGUGCUGUCUGUGAACUCAAUUCACUUAACCACAAGCAGCUCUCUUCAAAUACUGUUGUGAACAAUUCUUCAAAAGGGGGCUUCCAUUCCCGGGGUAUUUCGCAAUGAAAUGACCAAAAGAAUUACACAUUGCGAUUUCAAAAUUACUGCCUGACAUUGCCGAAAUCAGUUAAGCAAAUGGCGGUUUUAGAAUGCUUACAAAACGGGCAUUUGAACAGAAAUGCUAAUUCAAAACGUUUUUAAAUAGUAUAACAUUACUCAUUUGGAACAAAUAAUCAUUAUCCAUCGCGAAAAAUAUUACUGCAAUUAAUGCAGUCCCUGACAGUAGGCCCUGGAUGUAAAACUAUCUGGAUAAGUGUAAAAUACUUCUGGUGGCCAAUUAUGUUACAAAAAAAAAAAAAAAAAAAAAAAGGCAGGAAAUGCGAUCUCAAGGCAUCACUACAGCACACUGAGUACUUUCAGUUAUUCAAAUAUAAAGUACGAGCCAGCAUUUAAUCUUUCAGAAAUUAUUUUGGUACAUUUGUUAAUUGAACCACUCAAUACACAUGUAUUUGAAAGAAUUGUUAAUGAUGAAACUAUGUAUAAUGUGGCAAACUAUAUUGAGUAUACUUUUUAGGAAUAAAACCUUUUUUUUUUUUUUGGUGAACCCAUAGAUAGACCUACUAGCUACUGUUUUUUAAUGUAUGUCAUUACGUGGUACUUGAGGAAACCAAGUAAUUUUUGAGGUGGCAUCUGGUGUAAACCGGAUUGAGUGCUGUAUUUACUAUACAUAUAUCCCAUCAAUGCUAGGAAUGUGAUGUUACUAACAUUUAUUCACAAUUUAUAUCAAACAAAAAUAAUUUAUAUCAACUUUUUAAAUCUGUGAUGAGGUAUUUGCAUGAUUUUCUCUAAAUGUAUCUGAUGUCUUUAUAUUCUGUACAUACAGUAGGUGUUGACAUUUGUAAUGAAGUCAACAUAAAGCAGGUUUUGUAAGGAUUAAAACAAGAAGGAAAUAACAGCGCCAAAUCACCGGAUGAAAUAAAAAUAAUUUAUUCACUUUACAAAGGUAAAUCUCACACCAUGACCUGUUCUUUCCUUCUGGCAUCGGUGCCUUUGCGAGCACCUGCCCAUGAUACGAGUUUGUGUUGCCGUGCAUGCACACACACUUAUACACACACAUUAACACACACACACACCAGUAGGGCCACUGGUUGAACACAUACAAUACACAGAGUGGGCAGAAAGAGGGUAGAGGGACGGGGGACACAAAAUCUGUUUAAUAAAUAAAUACCUACAUACGUACACCUAACAAAAGUCACAACUUAAUCAGCUGAUAUGAUACAAACCAAAAAUAAAGAAAUGCUUUAAUGUUUAUACAAGCUGCUGGGAUAUUUCUUAUUUAUAUAGCGAUAUUUAUAUCAUUUAUAUAUUAAAACUAUUUGAAACAUUUGACUACUAGGCCAAAUAAAGCCUGACAUUCAUUUGUAUUUACCGGUUUCUUCUUUAAUAAUCUAUUUGAAAUAAAUCCUUUUAAUGU